UUCAAGAUGGCCGAUUGUUUUGGGUAUUGUUUAGACUCAGACCUGACAAUUGCAGUGGUGCGGAAUAUAAUAUGAUAAAGGUGAUUUCAUAAAUGAGAAAAUAAGUAUAUCCUAAAAACUCCAAGAUUGGUUCUUGUUAACGGACCGUACUAAAAAUGAUGGAUAUCUCCUGAUAUACAUAUGUACUAAAACAUGGAAAAACAGAAUAUGGUCAAAUAAAAAUAAAAUACAUAAAAUGUGAAAUGAAAACCUGCAAAAACUAAGCAAGUAUAUUGAUGUUUGUUUCCCAACCUGAAGUAAUUUUAGAUAUGAAACAGAAAUCCAAUAAUGAUCUACCAGUAUACAUACAAGAUCUAAAUAGUUCUUAUGGAAAAGAAACCAAAACUAUCAUGAAAAUAACAUGGUUACUUAUGUUAAUACUGGAAAUAUGUCUAUACAGUUCGUAUUCUCCUUUGGUUCACAUUUGUCAAGUGGAUGGUAAAAUUCCCUUUUCUUCUGCAUCUCUUGUUUUAUUUACUGAAAUUUUCAAGCUUGGUAUAUCAGUAAUGAUGUAUUUACCAGAAGUUAUAGAAAAGGGUAUUAAAAUACCUUCCAUAUCAUUUUUCAUACCACUUUGUGUACCUGCUAUAUUAUAUACUGGUAAUAAUAACAUAUCAGUACAUAUGCAACAAGAAAUGGAUCCAACCACUUAUCAGGUAUUAAGCAAUCUAAAGAUAGCCUCCACUGCUGUUUUAUAUAGAAUUAUUAUGAAAAGAAAGUUGUCCCGUAUAAAAUGGUUAUCUCUAGGAUUAUUAACAUUAGCCGGUGUUAUAGAUAGUUUCAGUGGAAAUAGAAAUAUAAAGUUGAAAGAUUCAGUGUAUGAAAUACAUGUUACAGCAAAAGGAUUAUUGAUGAUGUUUACAUAUUGUUUUAUAUCAGGUUUAUCUGGAGUUUAUACAGAAUAUAUUUUUAAACAAAACUUGAAGUGUUCAAUUCAUCAACAAAAUAUAUUUCUGUAUAUAGUUGGUAUUAUUUUAAAUGGUUCAAUGUGGCAAUUUAACAGAAUUAAUGCAGCUAAUUACUUUAAUGAUGAAUCUAAUAGUUUAUUGAGUGGUUUUACAGUUUAUACAUGGUUAAUAGUUUUAUCUCAGGCAGUGAAUGGAUUAAUAAUGUCUGUUAUUAUGAAAUAUGGAAGCAAUAUAACUCGAUUAUUUAUAAUAUCAUGUGCUAUGAUAAUGACAACUGUAUUCUCUAUACUUAUUUUCAACAUACAAUUAAAUAAUUUAUUUGUAUGUGCUUUGAUAUUAGUUUUAGUAGCACUUGUGUUAUAUCAUCAGAGUGCUUGAGCUUGAAGUUGUUACUGAAAUCUGACAAUACGGUGCUCUUUUAUUGAAAAAUGGUUGUGCAUCUAGCUAUGUUUUUUAAUUAUUUUACAAAAAAAUGCCUAUUGAUAUGUUUAGGCUUUGUUUAAAAGAGAAUAGUAAAAAAAUGUCUGAUUUAUUAUAAGGCAUUGAAAUCAUGUGAUAAUAGUGAGUGCUAAAUAACUGUUCUUUUAUCAUCUUCAUUUAAAGAGGAUAUGUUAAAUUUGAAUCAUCUAAUUUGUUUUUACCAUUAGUUCAAAGAUCAAAAAUUGUCGCUUUGAUUGGAUUUUACAUUUUCAUUUGUUUUGUUGAAUGACAAAAUUUAUAUUUAAAUGAAAUGAAAUGAAAUGGGGUUUAACGUCCUACUCUUCUGCACCUAACCUGGGCUAAUUGAAGACGGGCAUACACCAUACAGUGUGAGGGAAAUUUUGCCCGGGCAGCGGCGCUACGGCCUACUCUUAUAUCGAAUUCCAACUGCCAAAGGUUCUUUUACGUGCACGCCAAAGUGUACACGGGUCCUCGGUUUUUCGUCCCAUCCGAACGACUAGGCAGCUGUCCUUGUCAGGCCUUCUGUUCUGCAUCACUGACAAGGGGAAACCACGCCAGAAAAUCGAGAUGAACUUUCUCGGCCCAAAAAUUUAUAUUUAAAUUUAUACACCUAUAGAUAUACCCGAUGUUAAGAUAGGACCAAUUGAUUAUUGAAAAUCAACAGGGUUCAGUCUUCCCAACCCCAUUGGUAGUAUAUUGUCGUCGGUCCGUCCGUCCUGUGUCUAGAGGCUAAAGUUAAUAUCUGAUUGACUUUAAAUUUAUACACAGUGUUUAAGGUCAUGAGACGAAGGAGUCUAUUGAUUUUCAGCGAUUCCGAUAAUUACUGCCAGAGUUAUGGCCCUUGAUCACUUUGAAAAAUCUUGUAGGCUAAAGUUAAUAUCCGAUUGACUUUAAAUUUAUACACAGUGUUUAAGGUCAUGAGAGGAAGAAGUCUAUUCAUUUUCAGCACUGCCAGAGUUAUGGCCCUUGAUCACUUCAAAAAAUCUUGUGGAUGCUCUAGAGGCUAAAGUUAAUAUCCGAUUGACUUUAAAUUUAUACACAGUGUUUGAGGUCAUGAGACAAAGAAUCCUAUUUCAACGAUUUCCGAUAAUUACUGCCAAAAUUAUGGCCCUUGAUCACUUUGAAAAAUCUUGUAGGCUAAAGUUAAUAUCUGAUUGACUUUAAAUUUAUACACAGUGUUUAAGGUCAUGAGACGAAGAAGUCUUUUCAUUUUCAGCAAUUUCCGAUGAUUACUGCCAGAGUUAUGGCCCGAGGGGCAGAGCCACGCCCAAUUUUUGUGUUUAUCAUAUACUGGCCAUGAUUAUGAACUAUUGAUAUUGGUGUAAGUCCCGACCCCAGAGGCUGGAGCAUGCCCAAUUUUUUAGUUUAGCGUCUGAAGGCCACAGUUCGGGAUGGAUUAUCUUGGAACUAGGUAUACUUAUUAAUUAUACCCUAAGGACAGCAACUAUUGAUUUUGGUGCAUGGUUCCCCCCUCUCUCCCUCUCCUGGGAGGUGCCAUACCCACUUUUUGUUAAUAUUUUGUCUAAAUAAUCUACAGGUUGCAAUUAUUAACAGAUUUGGAUCCAAUUCAGUAUGAUUCAUCAUAGGGUUGUACCUAUUUAAAAUUGUGAAAAGAGACAAGUGUUGAGUUUGCACGAACAAAGUUCAUUACCAAGAACUGAUAUUGGGUUCAAACCCAAAACUCCACAAAAAGAGACCCAUCACAAGUUUCACCUAUGUGCCAUAAGAUAGGAAAGCCCAAGAAAAUGUUUACCAGAAAUAUUUCACGAAUUAGGCAUUGCGUUUUUAAUGGCUUGGAGUGUAAUUUGACCCAAAGUAAAUUAACGAGAGAUACAGAUUUAUUUAUACCAAAAAUGGUCAACUCUUUCACCCACAUGCUGGGAAUUCAUAACAUUGGGGAUUGCAGUUAGUCAUUAGAGAGAUCUGUUAAUUAAUUAGUUAGUGAAUAACAUUGAAUGUUGCUGUUAGGAUAUAUUUAUUAUAUUUUGAACUUCAGAUACAUAACAAGGCUUCCUCUUUAAAAUAAUUACAACUAAAAUAGCAUUAUUAUACAACUUUUUUAACAUCAAAUGUGUUCUAUUGUUUGAAUAAAGAAUGUUCUUUUUUAAGCCCUAA
Molecule: messenger RNA, 3503 nt
Organism: Patella vulgata (common limpet)
Lineage: Eukaryota; Metazoa; Mollusca; Gastropoda; Patellidae
Product: probable UDP-sugar transporter protein SLC35A4
Exons: 12
Coding region: 276-1325 (349 amino acids)
Biological process (GO): pyrimidine nucleotide-sugar transmembrane transport
Cellular component (GO): Golgi membrane
Molecular function (GO): pyrimidine nucleotide-sugar transmembrane transporter activity
Source: RefSeq, a predicted model, not a curated record